AUGUCGAGCUCAGCCCGUCUGCAGGACAAGGUGGCCAUCGUCACCGGCGCGUCGUCCGGUCUAGGACGAGCAAUCGCCAUCCGAUACGCGCAGGAAGGAGCCAAGGUCGUCUGCGCCGAUUUGACACCAAUGGCGCGAUCACAGGAAGAAUCCGAGAUCACGACCCACGAUCUUAUUGUGAAGGAGGGAGGGAAAGCGAUCUUCGUGCAGACGGAUGUCGGCGAUGGGGCUCAAAUGGAGAAAUUGGUUCAAAUGAGUGUUAAGGAAUAUGGACGACUUGAUAUUCUAGUCAACAAUGCUGGAAUCAGUAUCGAGGCACGCAAACCAGCCGUCUUGCAUCUCACUGAUGAAGCGACCUGGGAUACGACCAUGCGUGUCAACACCAAGUCCGUCUUCCUGGGUUGUAAAUAUGCUCUUGCACAGAUGCUCGUGCAAGAGCCUCAUUCAUCUGGGGAUCGUGGCUGGAUUGUUAACAUUUCUUCAAUUAUGGCUAUGAUUGGAGGUCCCAAGAAUCCAUCUUAUUGUGCAUCCAAGGGUGCAGUCAGCAAUUUGACAAGACAGGUUGCUUUAGAUUAUGCUCCUGAAAACAUCCAUAUUAAUGCACUCUGUCCUGGCUAUACACAAACAGCUAUAUUCAAGGAGACCACCACUAAUUUGACUCCGUGGGAAGACCUCAGACGUCGGCAUCCUCUCAAAGGACCGGGAAUGCCGGAAGAUAUUGCUAGGAUGGCUGUUGUAUUGGCAAGUGAUGAUGCUAAUUGGGUUACUGGUACAUGUCUCCCGGUAGAUGGCGGGUACACUGCUCGAUAG
Molecule: messenger RNA, 810 nt
Organism: Penicillium antarcticum
Lineage: Eukaryota; Fungi; Ascomycota; Eurotiomycetes; Eurotiales; Aspergillaceae
Product: SDR family NAD(P)-dependent oxidoreductase
Exons: 4
Coding region: 1-810 (269 amino acids)
Molecular function (GO): oxidoreductase activity, acting on the CH-OH group of donors, NAD or NADP as acceptor
Source: RefSeq, a predicted model, not a curated record